This is a messenger RNA of Talpa occidentalis (Iberian mole), 7015 nucleotides long. RefSeq names its product OTU deubiquitinase 4 (gene OTUD4). The record is from RefSeq and is a predicted model, not a curated record. Gene Ontology annotation, molecular function: K63-linked deubiquitinase activity; cysteine-type deubiquitinase activity. NCBI's taxonomy places the organism in Eukaryota, Metazoa, Chordata, Mammalia, Eulipotyphla, Talpidae. Gene Ontology annotation, biological process: negative regulation of toll-like receptor signaling pathway; regulation of protein K48-linked deubiquitination; protein deubiquitination.
AUGGAGGCGGCCGUCGGCGCCCCCGACGGCGGGGACCAGGGCGGCGCGGGGCCCCGCGAGGACGCGACGCCCAUGGACGCCUAUCUGCGGAAGCUGGGCUUGUAUCGGAAGCUGGUGGCCAAGGACGGGUCGUGCCUGUUCCGGGCCGUGGCCGAGCAGGUGCUGCACUCUCAGUCCCGCCAUGUCGAAGUUAGGAUGGCCUGCAUUCACUAUCUUCGAGAGAACAGAGAGAAAUUUGAAGCGUUUAUAGAAGGGUCUUUUGAAGAGUACUUAAAACGUUUGGAAAAUCCACAGGAAUGGGUUGGACAAGUGGAAAUAAGUGCCCUUUCUCUCAUGUACAGGAAAGAUUUUGUAAUUUAUCGGGAACCAAAUGUUUCUCCUUCACAAGUAACUGAAAAUAAUUUUCCUGAAAAGGUAUUACUGUGUUUUUCAAAUGGAAAUCAUUAUGAUAUUGUCUAUCCCAUAAAGUAUAAAGAGAGCUCUGCUGUGUGUCAGUCUCUCCUUUAUGAACUGCUAUAUGAAAAGGUAUUUAAAACUGAUGUUAGUAAAAUCUUGAUGGGACUAGACUCGUCUGAAGUAGCUGAUGAAAACAGCAGUGAAAUAUCAGACUCGGAAGAUGACAGUUGCAAGAGUAAAAUCACCACUACUAAUGAUGUGAAUGGACUUAAAGCGUUGUCAAGUGAUCAGCAAUCGAACAGCAACGGGAGCACUCACGGCCUGCCUUUGCCUAGAAAGGUUCUUAAGUCACUCAGUCCAGCAGUGUAUAGAAAUGUGGAGUAUGAAAUCUGGCUGAAGUCUAAACAAGCCCAGCAGAAGCGAGAUCAUUCCAUCGCGGCCGGCUUGCAGUACGAAGUUGCAGAGAAAUGCCACGUCAGAUUGGAUCACAAUGCAAAACUUUCUAAUGCAGACUUUCAAGGGGCUCACUCUGAGAAUGGACCAGUGUUGGCAGAAGAACUUGGAAAGAAACAUUCACCGAAGAACCUCAAAACACCCCCAACUGAAAGCUGGAACACAGUUUCAGGGAAGAAGAUGAAAAAACCUUCUUCUGGACAAAAUUUCCAUUCUGACAUGGAUUACAGAGGGCCAAAGAAUUCAAGCAAGCCAGUAAAAGCCCCAUCAGCACUACCUCCUCGACUCCAGCAUCCUUCGGGAGUGAGACAGCAUGUGUUUCCCAGCCACCCGGCAGGGCCACAGGCUCAGAAACCCUCCAGUGAGCACAAAGGUCUUAGCAGGACACCCACCCAGAUUGCAAGAAAAUCUGAUCGUGAGAGAGCUGAGGAUUUUGAUCACACGAGUCGAGAAUCUAACUAUUUUGGCCUCUCCCCAGAGGAGCGAAGAGAGAAGCAAGCUAUAGAAGAAUCUCGCUUGCUCUACGAGAUUCAGAACAGAGACGAACAGGCUUUCCCAGCCCUUUCCAGCUCCUCUGUCAGUCAGCCUGCCUCUCAGAGUAGCAACCCAUCCAUCCAGAGAAAAUCAUCACAUGCAAGUGAUAGGAAAGGAAGCAGGCGGAGAGUGGAGACUGAAGAAAGAAAAGAUAAAGACUCGCUCCAUGGACAUGUUCACUUGGAUAGAAAACCCGAGCCAAGCACAUUGGAGAAUAUUAGCGAUGAUAAAUGUGCAAGAGAUUCAUCACCGUCAAAGUCAAAGAAAUUAGAGUGCCCGCCACCUGCGGAACAAAAGCCAGCAGAACACGUGUCUUCAUCGAAUCCAGCCCCCCUUCUAGUUUCUCCAGAGGUACACCUAACCCCUGCGGUGCCUUCUUUACCAGCCACUGUGCCAGCCUGGCCAAGUGAACCUACAACUUUUGGACCAACAGGUGUCCCUGCUCAAAUUCCUGUUUUGUCAGUGACACAGACCCUGACCAGUGGACCCGAUUCUGCUGUUUCCCAAGCUCAUCUGACGCCCUCUCCAGUCCCUGUGUCGAUACAGGCAGUUAACCAGCCCAUGAUGCCUUUGCCUCAGACACUGAGCCUUUACCAAGACCCGCUCUAUCCCGGGUUUCCUUAUAAUGAAAAGGGGGAUCGAGCCAUUGCACCACCGUAUUCACUGUGUCCCACCGGGGAGGACCUGCCUAAAGAUAAGAACAUUCUUCGAUUCUUCUUCAAUCUUGGUGUAAAGGCUUACAGUUGUCCUAUGUGGGCCCCGCAUUCUUACCUGUACCCUCUGCACCAGGCCUACCUGGCAGCCUGCAGGAUGUACCCCAAGGUCCCGGUCCCUGUGUAUCCUCACAAUCCUUGGUUUCAGGAAGCCCCUUCCGGCCAGAGUGACAGUGACUGUGCCUGCACGGACGCGCACUUCCCCCUGCAGACCCAGGCCGGUGUCAACGGGCAGAUGCCAGCCGCCGAGAUGGGCCCGCCCGCCUUUUCGUCGCCGCUGGUUCUCCCCCCGUCUCAGGUGUCGGACGGCCACGGGCAGUUGCCCUACCAGGCUGACCUCGAGUCGGAAAACUCGGGGCAGCUUCUCCACUCUGAAUACGAGGAGUCGCUCAGCGGCAAGAGCCUCUUCCCACCGCCGUCCUUCGGCCCCAACCCCUUCCUGGGCCCGGUCCCCAUCGCGCCCCCCUUCUUCCCUCCGGUCUGGUAUGGGUGCCCCUUCCAGGGCUUCGUGGAAAACCCGGUCCUGAGGCAGAACCUUGUGGUGCCCGCCGACGAGAAGGGAGACCUGGACCUGCCCCUGGAGACACUGCACCUGUCCGGGGAGUGCGGGCCCGCGGCGGCCGGCGAGUGCGCGGAGCAGCGGGGCGCCGAGGGCGCAAUCCCAGCCCCGGGCCCCCGCAGGCCCGAGGCCCGCGCCGAGCAGGCGUCCCAGACCCCGAAGGCCGACCCGGCUGGCGCCGCCCUCCCUGCCGGGGCGGAGGGCCAGGCCCACCCGCCCGCGCAGAUCCUCAGCAGAGAGGCGGACGCGGAGCCCAGACGGACCAUUCCCAGCCUGAAGGAGAAGCCGGGGAGCAGGAAGGACCCCAAAGCGGCCGCCGACGCGGGCCCCGGGCCCGGCAGCGCGGAGGGCAGGGCGCAGCGACCAAAGGAGGAGAGCUCGGAGGACGAGGGCGACGUGAGCAGCAUCCUGCGCGGCGGCAAGGCCAAGCAGUUCUACAGCCAGGCCUACGGCGGCAGGAAGUUCAAGGGCGACUGGGGCGCGGGCCGCGGCUUCCCGCACGCGCGCGGCGAGGAGGCCUGGAAGGGGGCACCGGGCCGCGGCCGCGACGACACCCCGUUCCCGCGCGGCGCCCGCGCGCGCCCUUUCCGCGGGGACCGCCGGCGCUCGGGCAUGGGCGACGCCCACCGCGGGCAGCACCCCUGAGCCGCCUGGAAGGGUGAUGGUGACGGUGAUGGUGACAUCAAACCCUCCUCAAGGGUCUCCUCCCUCCCGGCGCCCCGCCCACCGCGGACGAGAGUCGGGGUCGGGGUGCCCCGGGCGUCGCGCCUCCCUCUGUUCAGAUUCUGUUCAUUAUUUAUAGGGUGAUCGCCCCCAUAAAAAGUAGAGAAUAAGUUUGUUAAAGUAUUUUUUAUAAACAGCUUAAUAUAAAACAUAGAUUUAGUGUUUGUUUUUUCCUUAUAUAAGUUUAAUUUCAGGUGUUGGAAAUGUGUGCUUUCUAGUGUUUACUAAAUUAACAAGAAAAUAUACCAUUGGACACACGAUAGAUUCCAAAACAUAACAUUGCACCAAAUAGAAAUGUAUAUUUUAUUAUGCAAUGCCUUAGUCAUAAACUGGGCUCAAACAAUUCUCAGCCUAAAACACUGUCUUUUGAAAUGCUUCCAACCCAAAGGCCUUUCAUCUCAGUAUCUGUCAGACUUGAAUGAUGUCUUCUCUUUAAUAUGACACCUAAGGCAGCCUAUCAACCUGUGUCUUAGAAAUGUUGUAUAUAGUUCUUUUAAUAUUCAUAGGAUAUAUUUUUGAAUUUCGGUGAAUAUUUGUUGAACUUGAGAUCGCAUACAAGAACAGAUGUUUAAGAAAUAAUAGGACAUCUAAUGAAAUGGCUGUUUCCACCCAGAAUUCUCAGCACUGGUGUAAAUAUCAUGGUGCCUACUUGAGAGAAAUGUAGAUGCUAUGCAUUUGGAGAAUAAUCUGCAUCUGUUAAAACUGCAGACGUUUUUUAAUGCCACUUUAACACUAAUGCACUGACAGAUUUAAAUAUUUUGUGAGAAGAAACGUUAAAACUUUUUAGCUUGACAGGUUUCUAUGAGAGUGAGUUUCGUUUUUCUUCUUGCACCAUGGGUUGUGUCUCACUUUACAUUUGCAUGUUCGGUGUGUCACGGCUGGAACUGUCGGACAAGAAAAGGUGGUUGUGACUUCGAGUUCUUCUCUAGAGGAUGCUGCUAGAAAAUGGUUUUGCUUUGCUUUUUUUAGCUCGUUUCCCUGCGGUAACAGGCGUGUCUCGGCUUCUCCCUCCUGACUUCGCAGUAUUCAGCUAGAAGUUCCCUUUGCAUGUUGUACUCUGUUCCCGUGGAGACGCGACUCUCCAAAUUAACACAGUAUUCAUGCAUUCUGUGUUAUUCUGUAAAAUGACUAGUUAUUUGUACAUACCAUCGUGAAAAUCUCCCCCUUUUUGUUACCUUUUGAUCAGGAAGUUCGAGUGCUAUGCAAAGAACGUAGUGGUCCUCUGCAUGCCAUGUGUGAUGUACCUAGCCAAAAUAGUUUGUUGUUUUUUUUUUUUUUUAAAUAAAAGCAGAUUACUUUAAAAGCAAACAAUUCACUUGAAUUUGACAGACUGAAGUAGAUGAGCUUCCGGAGUUCUCAGAUCCGCUGGAGGGCUCGGGGGCUCUGCUGGACUAUAAUGAUGGUUACUUACUUACCUCUGUGCUGUUUUAAUUACCUAACGUCUGUGUGACUGCUGAUUUGAGUAGUGAUUAGUGUUUAGAUGUUUUGUAACAUAGGAUUUUAGAGAGCACUUUGGAAGAUAACAUUUUAUUAUGAUGGUGCUAGGCUAAAAUUUGUAAAGACUGGGAUGGUUGUGUGGAAAAGAGAAAAAUUCUUGACCUGUUGAAAGGAAUUUCUGUUGUCACCUUCUAAGCUGGAACAGUGGGGAAGGUACUGCUCAAGCCAUUUUUUCCUUAAUUACCAUCAGGAGGUAAGGAGCGAGAAGGUAAAGGGUCCUCCACUUUCAGCUCGUGCUUUUUUCAAUGCAGAAUUAGCUCGCCUGAUAAUGCUUACGAAAAAUCACAUUUAGAUGUAAUUUACCAGAUGUAAAAGUUCCAUAGAAGUUUGAUCUCAGGAGUCCAAAAGAAAUUGCUUUUUCCAGGGUCCUUCAUUUUAUUGACUGGGGUUUGAUCUGUUUCUUCUGGAAAUGUUUAAAAAGUUGGAUAGGAAAAAACACUGUUCUUCAUUUCUUCACUGUCUCUGUCUUACCUCAAUGAAGUAGCGGAAUACUCGUGUUCCUGAAGGAAAUACUGAUUUGCCUCCUGUUUCCCAUCUCUUACCUCUGAGACACGGUGUAGAGAAACAGUGCUGAGAGAGAACUUGAGCAGAUGGUACUUGACUCAGUGACCUCUGGGAUGAAAGAUCUGACUUUUGAUAAUUAGUUUAAAAAUGAUCAGACUUAGCAUGAAGGUCAGUUUCUUUUUUUUCCUCCCUUUGUGUUUGUUUUAGAUGUUUUAGUUUCAAGGGAUUUUUUUUUUUUUUUGCCUUAUGCUGUGGUCACAGUUAGGCCAGGCAAGCUUUUGUCCUCUUUCAUUUGAACAGACUCAUGAAGUUGAGAUGAAAUACAAAGUUUCUGAGAGGAAAACAAGCUUGAGAGAAGCGUAUGCAUUUUGAGUUGGGAAUUAAUGAAACUUCACUGUACUAUGAUCACACAUUUGGAAGAACAAACGUUUAGAAUGACCAAAGCUCACCUUUUCAUUCAGUUGCUUUUGCUAAAUGUGAUUCCUGCACCUUUCCCUUAAGUGUUGUGUAUGUUUCUGUCUUCGGGUUCGAUUCCUCAGAUCAGCCUUCCUUCAGCUCUUGCCCCAAGUGCUAGUUGGCUGCGGGGUGCUGGCAUCUGUGUAGGCCUCCUCUUUCCAGGAACCCACACAUUCGUUUUCACAGCCGACCUGUGCUCACACCCUGCCUUGACGACCUGGCAGGAGUCGGCAUUCCCAAACCACGAUGCCGAUAAGCUGAUUUGAGGCAAACUUUGUAUCUUGCAGUGUGUUGUUUUCUUUGUGACUCAAGGUUGAAUUUGAAAUGCCUGUGAACUGCAAACUUGCUUAUGAUUGACUUGGUGCAAUAAAGUUCCUUUCUAACCAUUUCUGGUUUAGAAAACAUUCAGCCAUCCUAGAAACUAGCAAUAUUUAUUUAUGCCUCACUUAUUUUAUCUUUUUAGUUUCAGAUGAGGUAAACUUACUAGUCUUUCACAUGGGUACUAAGCAAGGUCCAUUUUAGUGUAGCUAAAGAGAAUGUAUUUGGCUACACUAUUUCUGUUUACUGUAUUUUGUUCCCUAUUUUAUGUCUAAAUAGCAUUUAAAAUGUUUUUGUUGAAAAUCUUAAUGGCUCAGUUCUAUAUGUUAGUUUCAAAGAACUAAGGCUUUGCUACUAGUGUCAGCCAUUUAAUCUCCCACUAAUUGGAUUUCCCACUAAUUGGGAAUUUUUUCCCCCUGAAAUAUAAGUUUUAGAGAAUCCUAGAAGAGGGGUGGGUGCAUGUCUUAAUGCUGGGAAACAGCAACUUUGGGGUUGAAUUUACUUGAAUGGAUUAAAAACUGCAUUGUUACGAGCUAGAAAAAAAUUUAUGUAUGAGAAAAUGAUAAUAGCCUUACACUGAGUACAAAUAAUACUUAAAAGCAUGUGAAGAUGUGAUCAUUUGUGAUGUUACUUGUAAAAAAAAGUAUAUUAUACAUAUCUUUUGAAGUGUUGAAAGGAAAAUAGUACUUUAUAUUCUUUAUCAUAUCACUUUUUGUAAGUGUUGAAUAUAAUCCUGUUUAUUUUUCUAUGUUCUGUUUUGUAGCCUUAAGAAGUGUUUCAAACAUAUCUGAAUGUAUAAAAUAAGAGUAAAUGCCCUACAUGGUGUGAUGCUGCAUUAUAUAUAAAACUGUGUGCAUAUAUU